AUUCACAAAAUCCCAUCUUCCUCUGCUCGCUGAUACGGGAGUAUCGCUUUCGCUAUCUCAAUGCCCAUCUGAAACAAACGUAGAGGCGCAACAUCGGGAUUCCCCAUUGAGUCAAAAUGGAAGACGCCUACAUUCGCUCUGCGCAAGAUGCGCUGGGCCACUUUAACGUGACAGAGCAUGCUGGUCUCAUAGACGAACAAGUCGAAACUCAGAGGACCCUCUUUGGCCGCAAUGCCUUGCCAGAAGAUCCUCCGACGCCUCUCUGGGAGCUUGUUCUAGAGCAAUUCAAGGACCAGCUAGUUAUCAUCCUGCUCGGUUCUGCCGCAGUGUCAUUCGCGUUAGCUUUGUUCGAGGAAGGCGAUGAUUGGACUGCCUUUGUUGACCCAGUCGUGAUCCUGACAAUCCUCAUUCUCAAUGCCAUUGUUGGAGUUUCACAGGAAAGCAGCGCCGAAAAGGCUAUUGCUGCUCUUCAAGAAUAUUCUGCCAACGAGGCCAAAGUCACCCGGAAUGGUGCCCUCAAACGAGUCAAGGCCGAUGAUCUAGUGCCGGGAGAUAUCAUUUCAGUUGCUGUGGGAGACAGGAUUCCCGCAGACUGCAGGGUUCUUUCUAUCCAGAGCAACAGCUUUAGCGUUGACCAAGCCAUUUUGACAGGCGAAAGUGAGAGUGUCGGAAAGGAUGCGACAGCUAUCACCGAUAAGCAAGCAGUUAAGCAGGAUCAGGUCAAUAUGCUUUUCUCGGGAACGACAGUCGUCACCGGCCAUGCAACCGCGCUGGUCGUGCUUACUGGAAGCACCACCGCGAUUGGCGACAUCCACGAGAGUAUUACUGCGCAAAUCUCUGCUCCCACUCCGCUUAAGCAAAAGCUGAACGACUUUGGUGACCUGUUGGCCAAAGUUAUCACGGUCAUCUGCAUUAUCGUCUGGCUCAUUAACGUUCGGCAUUUCAAUGAUCCCUCUCACGGAGGCUGGACCAAGGGAGCAAUCUAUUAUCUUAAGAUUGCUGUUUCUCUUGGAGUUGCUGCCAUUCCUGAGGGUCUCGCCGUUGUCAUCACCACUUGUUUGGCACUCGGUACCCGCAAAAUGGCGGGAAAGAAUGCUGUAGUCCGUAGCCUCCCGUCCGUGGAAACUUUGGGAAGCUGCAGCGUCAUCUGUUCUGACAAGACCGGAACUUUGACCACCAAUCAAAUGAGUGUCAACAAGAUUGUGUACCUGAAUGAAGCCGCGACGGGGCUGGAAGAGAUCGACGUGGAGGGUACAACAUUCGCCCCUGACGGCAAAUUAACAGCAAACGACAGGAUUCUAGAACAUGUUGCGGCAUCUUCUUCUACGCUCCUUCAACUGACCGAAGUGGCUGCGCUCUGCAACGAAGCCCAAAUCGCAUAUGAUCCCAAGACUGCAACGUACAGUUGUGUCGGCGAGCCGACCGAGGGCGCUCUUCGUACCCUGGUUGAGAAGAUUGGUACUCCUGAUGUUGCGUUCAAUCAAGCAAGCGAAUCUGCACGCGUUCACCGUGCGAGCAAAUAUUACGAGGAUUCUUACCCUCGUCAGGCAAUCUAUGAGUUCUCGCGCGACCGCAAAAGCAUGUCAGUUUUGAUUGGCAGCGACGAUCAUCAGCGCCUUCUUGUGAAGGGUGCCCCGGAAUCUGUAAUCGAUCGAUGCUCGCACGUGCUCGUUGGCUCCAAUGGCAAGAAGGUGCCUCUAAAUGAGAAACUCAGUUCACUUCUGUCUGACGAAGUGAUCGAGUAUGGUAAUCGGGGCCUGAGAAUCAUUGCUUUCGCUGCAAUCAAUGACAUGGCACCCAACCCUCUCCUACAUACCGCACGCACAAGCAAAGAAUAUGCACAACUCGAGCAGAACAUGACCUUGAUCGGUCUUGUCGGCAUGCUGGAUCCUCCCCGUCCUGAAGUUGCCGAGUCCAUUCGGAAGUGCAAAGAAGCUGGCAUUCGCGUCAUUGUCAUUACUGGCGAUAAUCAAAAUACGGCAGAAUCCAUUUGCAGAAGUAUCGGCAUCUUUGGCGAAGACGAGAACCUCCAUGGAAAGAGCUUCACUGGCCGUGAUUUUGACUCUUUGACCGAAACCGAGCAAUUGGCUGCGGCCAGGACCGCGUCCCUUUUCUCUCGUACUGAGCCUGGCCACAAGUCAAAGCUUGUCGAUCUUUUGCAAUCGAUUGGUGAAGUUGUCGCCAUGACUGGCGACGGCGUCAACGAUGCGCCUGCAUUGAAGAAAUCUGAUAUUGGCGUUGCAAUGGGCUCAGGAACCGAUGUUGCCAAAUUGGCCGCAGACAUGGUUCUCGCUGACGACAAUUUCGCGACCAUUGAGGCUGCUGUCGAGGAAGGACGCUCCAUUUUCAACAACACGCAGCAAUUCAUCCGCUACUUGAUCUCAUCCAACAUUGGUGAAGUCGUGUCCAUCUUCUUGACCGCUGCCGCAGGAAUGCCAGAGGCUCUCAUUCCGGUCCAACUUCUGUGGGUCAAUCUCGUGACGGACGGUCUUCCUGCCACUGCACUCUCCUUCAACCCUCCGGACCACGACGUCAUGCGACGCCCACCCCGAAAGCGAGACGAGGCUCUUGUCGGUGGGUGGCUCUUCUUCCGUUACAUGGUUAUUGGCACAUAUGUUGGCGCCGCCACUGUCUUCGGUUACGCCUGGUGGUUCAUGUUCAACCCCGAGGGUCCUCAAAUCAGCUUCUACCAAUUGACGCACUUUCACCAGUGCAGCCUCCGCUUCCCUGAGAUUGGUUGCGACAUGUUCUUCAACGACAUGUCUAAGUCGGCCUCAACCGUGUCUUUGUCCAUUCUUGUGGUUAUUGAGAUGUUCAACGCCAUGAAUGCGCUGUCUUCUAGCGAGUCGCUCCUCACGCUUCCUCUGUGGAAUAACAUGCCCCUCGUCUACGCCAUCAUGUUGUCAAUGGCCCUGCACUUUGCUCUGCUGUAUAUUCCUUUCUUGCAGGGCUUGUUCUCCAUCAUCCCCCUUAAUUGGACGGAGUGGAAGGCAGUGCUCUACAUUAGUGCCCCUGUCAUCGUCAUUGACGAAAUCCUCAAAUUCCUCGAGCGAGCCUUUUUCCUCGCCAAACCAUCCCGCAUCGAGCCUCGGCCGAAGAAGGAUUAAGCCGUUUGUAAAACCAUACAUGGCUUUACAUUCUCGUUCUUCUUUCCCCCAUUACCCUAUCAACAUCUCUUCCCAGCAUGUCCAUCAUGUUUUCUUUCCCUCCCCUUUCCUUACCUUUUCUGUUACCUCGGUUCUUACACUUUUCCGCCGCCCCCACUUUCCGUUCCAUUCUUGGGAUACCACAUUUUAGAUGUCUAGAGCAAAAGAAAAUCGUUGCAGAGCAUGGAGAAUACUGGCACAGUAGCGCAAAGAUGAGAAAGAGAAGAGACUAAAAAAAAAUCGAUUGCUCCUUGCAUAUACAUAUUCCUUAAAACUGCUAAAAGGCGAAGCGUAGCUUUUCCCCUGCCCUUCCGCUUUUUUCUUAUUGCAUGUAUAUACUUUCACUUUCUACAGUAUUUUUUCUUGAAGUUUAAAGUUUACUUUUGUAAGAAAGACAAAUACAAUAAAAUACUAUUGAUUCAUGA
Molecule: messenger RNA, 3571 nt
Organism: Xylona heveae TC161
Lineage: Eukaryota; Fungi; Ascomycota; Xylonomycetes; Xylonales; Xylonaceae
Product: putative endoplasmic reticulum calcium ATPase
Exons: 5
Coding region: 117-3107 (996 amino acids)
Biological process (GO): intracellular calcium ion homeostasis; calcium ion transmembrane transport
Cellular component (GO): membrane
Molecular function (GO): P-type calcium transporter activity; ATP binding; ATP hydrolysis activity
Source: RefSeq, a predicted model, not a curated record